Nestor notabilis (Kea) is the source of this 1845-nucleotide messenger RNA. It is a transcript of the gene ILF3, whose product is annotated as interleukin enhancer binding factor 3, 90kDa. The transcript is spliced from 14 exons. Gene Ontology annotation, molecular function: double-stranded RNA binding; single-stranded RNA binding. The annotation marks the transcript as partial. NCBI's taxonomy places the organism in Eukaryota, Metazoa, Chordata, Aves, Psittaciformes, Psittacidae. The record is from RefSeq and is a predicted model, not a curated record. Gene Ontology annotation, cellular component: precatalytic spliceosome.
AUGCGGAUCUUUGUUAAUGAUGACCGGCACGUGAUGGCCAAGCACUCGGCCGUGUACCCGACGCAGGAGGAGCUGGAGGCGGUGCAGAACAUGGUAUCCCACACGGAGCGGGCGCUCAAAGCCGUCUCCGACUGGAUCGAUGAGCAGGAGAAAGUGAGCGGGGAGCAGCCCGAGCCGGAGGCCAUGGAGACGGCGGCCGAGGAGGAGAACAAGGAAGGGGGGGACCAGAAAGCCACGGAGCAGCUGACCAGGACCCUGCGGGGGGUGAUGCGUGUUGGGCUGGUGGCCAAAGGCCUCUUGCUGAAAGGGGACUUGGAUCUGGAGCUGGUUCUGCUCUGCAAAGAUAAACCCACCACGGAUCUCCUGGAGAAAGUAGCUGACAACCUCGGAGUCCAGCUUGCUUCUCCCGUGGUCAGGGAGGAGCUGGAGAAGCAGCUCGCCGGAGAAACGCUAUCAGUCACCGACUCCCCGGACGUUCUGGACAGGCAGAAAUGCCUUGCUGCCUUGGCGUCACUGCGGCACGCCAAGUGGUUCCAGGCCAGGGCGAACGGGCUCAAGUCGUGUGUCAUCGUGAUCCGAGUGCUGCGAGACCUGUGCACGCGGGUUCCUACCUGGGCUCCGCUCAGGGGAUGGCCUCUGGAGCUGCUGUGUGAGAAAUCCAUUGGCACUGCCAACAGGCCGAUGGGCGCCGGCGAGGCCCUGCGGAGGGUUCUGGAAUGCCUCGCCUCGGGAAUCGUCAUGCCAGAUGGUUCUGGUAUUUAUGAUCCUUGUGAAAAAGAAGCCACUGAUGCUAUUGGGCAUCUAGACAGACAACAAAGGGAAGAUAUCACACAGAGUGCUCAGCACGCUUUGAGACUUGCUGCUUUUGGCCAACUGCACAAAGUCUUGGGGAUGGACCCUCUCCCUUCCAAAAUGCCCAAGAAACCAAAGAAUGAGAACCCCAUUGACUACACUGUCCAGAUUCCUCCCAGCACCACGUACGCUGUGACCCCACUGAAGCGCCCGAUGGAGGAGGAUGGAGAGGAGAAAUCUCCCAGCAAAAAGAAAAAGAAGAUUCAGAAAAAAGAGGAGAAGCUGGAACCUCCGCAGGCCAUGAACGCGCUGAUGAAACUAAACCAGCUCAAGCCCGGCCUCCAGUACAAACUGGUCUCUCAGACUGGUCCUGUUCACGCUCCAAUCUUUACGAUGUCCGUGGAAAUCGAUGGCAGCACCUUUGAGGCAUCAGGGCCUUCCAAAAAGACAGCCAAGCUGCACGUGGCCGUGAAGGUAUUGCAAGACAUGGGCCUUCCCACCGGCGUGGAAGGCAAAGAGGCUGGGAAGGGAGACGAGUCGGCUGAAGAGAGCGAACAGAAACCGGUUGUUGUUGCUCCUCCUCCUGUUGUAGAAACAGUCUCGACACCCGCGGCCGCGUCUCCUCCGUCGGAUCAGACCCCAGAGAAUGUGAAGCAGCAGGGACCAAUCCUGACCAAGCACGGCAAGAACCCAGUGAUGGAGCUCAACGAGAAGCGGCGCGGGCUGAAGUACGAGCUGAUCUCGGAAACGGGUGGCAGCCACGACAAGCGCUUCGUCAUGGAGGUGGAGGUGGAUGGGCAGAAGUUCCAAGGAGCUGGUUCCAAUAAGAAGGUGGCGAAAGCUUACGCCGCGCUGGCUGCGCUGGAGAAGUUGUUCCCCGAUGCUCCUGUGGCCAUUGAGCAGAACAAGAAGAAAAGAGCCCCCGUGCCCACGAGAGGGGGGCCCAAGUUCGCCGUGAAGCAGCACAACCCCGGGUUCGGAAUGGGAGGCCCCAUGCACAACGAGGUGCCGCCACCACCCAACAUGCGCGGCCGUGGGCGAGGUGGCAACAUC